This is a messenger RNA of Eremothecium sinecaudum, 423 nucleotides long. RefSeq names its product cytidine deaminase (gene CDD1). The record is from RefSeq and is a predicted model, not a curated record. Gene Ontology annotation, molecular function: zinc ion binding; cytidine deaminase activity. Gene Ontology annotation, cellular component: cytosol. The coding region runs from base 1 to 423 and encodes 140 amino acids. Lineage: Eukaryota; Fungi; Ascomycota; Saccharomycetes; Saccharomycetales; Saccharomycetaceae. The transcript has a single exon.
AUGGAUAAGUACGGCCGUGCGAUAGAAUUGGCGCUUAAAGCUAGGGAGUUCUCUUAUUCUCCUUACUCCAAAUUUCGGGUAGGUUGUUGUAUUGAAACAGCCUGCGGGGAGCUUAUUACUGGCGCUAAUGUGGAAAACGCAAGUUAUGGAUGUACAACAUGUGCAGAGAGGUCUGCGGUUGUAACUGCUGUGUCAGCUGGCCAUAGGAACGAUUGGGUAUGCAUAGCUAUCAGUGGAGAUAAUUUGGAUGACUACAUAACCCCUUGUGGCUUUUGUAGACAAGUUAUAAGGGAGUUCACAGAUCCAAAGACUUUCCCUGUAGUUUUAAUAAAUGGCGAUGCAUCAAAGGUACGUGUGAUGACCUUAGAAGAGCUACUACCGCUCAGUUUCAUGGUGCCAGCUGAACAUACUACAUCACUUUGA